Molecule: messenger RNA, 1926 nt
Organism: Harmonia axyridis
Lineage: Eukaryota; Metazoa; Arthropoda; Insecta; Coleoptera; Coccinellidae
Exons: 7
Coding region: 174-1769 (531 amino acids)
Source: RefSeq, a predicted model, not a curated record
GGGAUAAAAUGUCCGCAUAGUAUAAGUCUGGCAUUUGAUAUUUUCGACUGGUAGUGAAAAGGUUGUGUGGCUUAACUGUGAUACUGCAAAGCGUUUGAUAACUUGUGGAAAUAUUGAUUUCUCUGCUAGACUAUAAGAGUGCUGGGAAGUUUUAUCAUUAAUUAAUAGUCAAAAUGUAUUCUAACACUUUGGGAAGUUUAGAAGAGGACAAGAAACUUGAAGAGAUGCAGCGUGCCUGGCAAUCGAGGAAGAGUUUGAGUUCAUCAAUUUUUAAUGAGAUUCCAGGAAGCGAGGACGUUCUCGGAUUGAAUCAGAAAAAACAGAGCCCCAAACCAUUGAAGACACAUGAUGAUUUGGAUAUCAAAAAGAGCAACAAACGAGAAUUAAUAUGUAAAUUUGAACAAUUCAAAAAAAUUGUAACGCCUACUGAAAAAAGACAACAGACUUCUCUUGCUCUAGAUGCUUCAGAAUUGGGCGAUUUUCCAGCACGCUAUGUCAUUUGUUCCCUAAAAGAAUAUCAAUUCCCAGUCGUGGGAAUAUACUGUGAUCCCAGAGUUAUCACUGGAUUCAAAUACCGCGUGAGACCACUACCAAAGGUCGGUGAAGAUUCCACCAAGAAUAAAUGUAUAUUCAACAAUAGGGCUCUUACCCUGACAAGCAUUGGCCGAGGCUAUGCAAGGAGAUUCACCUUCGAGGCUGACAAAAAUAAAUUAAACGACAAUGACAAUUAUUUCUGGAGCGACAACAGACCAGAAGGUUUCGCAUUCGAAAUAGAAGUGGUUUCUGAAGGAGACAAAUUCACCAUUUUCGACUUGAACCAUGAAGCCCAAGGAACACUGGAGAUCUUGAACACAGAGGGUUAUCAAAUCGAGUUAAGCAACAAUGUUACAGGUAAAGGUAUCGAAAAGAAGAUUCAAGUAAAAUUUAUUGGUAAAGUGGAGUUUUAUGAAACUGGGGUAGCUAAACCCAUCCCUGUGUCUGGUACUGCGAUAUGUGUCAAAGGAAAGGGAAAUAAUAAAGCUGGAAUUGUAAAGAUAAUUGAUGUCUUAAUUAAGAAACGCAAGUAUGUUCUGAGACCUGGAGUAGACACAACAAAGAGAAGAGUUACUGUUAGAGGCUCUGAUAUUAAAGAUGUUCCAACAAAAUACACAAUGACUGGCUUGAAAAGCUACGAGAUUCCUGUUGUAGGUACAUAUGUAGACCCCAGAAUAAUGCCUGGAUUCUAUUACCGAGUUAGGCCUAAUGACAGAAAAAGUCAUUUGUUUAACGGAAAAACUUUAAGACUCUUAAAUAUUGGAAUGGGCUACGCCAAGAGACUUACUUUCGAAUCUGAAUCUAAGAUUGAAAAUAACAACUAUUUAUGGUCAGACAAUCACCCAGAUGGCUUGGGUUUAGAACCAAGAGCACUUCAUGAAGGAAUGAAAUUCAAAGUAACUGCAGGCGGUCAGGUUCUAGGUGAAGCCUCAGUUUUUAGGACUGAUAACCCACAAAUUGAAGAAAAAAUGGAAAAAAUACCAACAAAAGAUGGCAAAUUUGCAAUCCAGAAAUACAUCCAUGUUGAUGUUAUCUGUCAUGUAUGGUUAACCACUCCAGGCCGAUGUUCAACAGAGAGCGAACAAUAUCUUAUGAGAGUUUGUGGACUUGCUGUUGUAAGAAAAGAACCCAAUAGUAUCAACUCAAGAGUACUCAGGGUGGAGAAAAUCGGUUUGGAUUCAGAACUGGAAAUUUUAUUCAGGCAAUCCAAUUACGAAUUGGUAUUCAUACCCUGAAUUAUCAAAAGUUACCAGCAGCCAGUGGUUUUGUUAUAUAUUUAUCCUAGAUUAGGAAUAUGUACUGAUGACAAAUUCGGGUCACUUCUUCUACUUAUGUUAUUUAUUGUAAAUGAUAUUACCAUUUUAGUUAUUAAAUAUAAUUAUUUCUUUAGUA